AUGGGCUCAACAGCAUACGCAGCGUACAAAAAUGGCGCUGCCAAUGCCAGCAGCGCGCACACUGUCACAGCCAUGAGCAGGUGGUCAGUCCUCGACAAACAGCUGCCGCCCAUCGAUAGAAUCAGGGCGAUCCAUGUCUAUGAUUUUGACAACACGCUGUUCAAGACCCCUCUCCCGAAUCCCAAGCUCUGGAACGGACCGACGAUUGGAAUGCUAUCGAAUCCCGAUGCCUUCGUCAACGGCGGGUGGUGGCACGAUUCGCGCAUCCUCGCCGCGACAGGCGAGGGCCUUGCUAAAGAAGAGCCCCGCGCGUGGGAUGGGUGGUGGAAUGAGAAGAUUGUCGAGCUGAUUCACUUGAGCAACAAGCAGAAGGAUGCGGUCUGUGUCCUGCUCACGGGGCGCUCCGAGUCGGGCUUUGGCGAACUGAUCAAGCGCAUGGUCAAGAGCAAGGGCCUCGAAUUUGACCUGAUCUCCUUAAAGCCCUCGGUUGGACCCAACAACGAGCGGAUCACCAAUACCAUGGUCUUUAAGCAGAUAUUUUUGGAGGCGCUAAUGGAAACGUACAAACACGCUGAAGAAAUUCGAAUCUACGAGGACCGGAUAAAGCACGUCAAGGGCUUUCGCGACUUUCUAGAUGAGUACAACAUCAGGAAGCUGAACGGGAUGGAAGGCGCGCCGACCCGAGGGACCAUCAAUGGCGAGGUCAUCCAGGUAGUGGACAUAGCCACGUUCCUCGACCCAAUUGUUGAGGUGGCUGAAGUACAACAAAUCAUCACCGACCACAACGCCGCCCUGUCUAAGCGGCGGCGCGGCAGCAAAGGCGAACGCUUUGCCAUCAAAAAAACUGUCUUCUACACAGGAUACAUGAUCAACAACGCUGACACGCAACGGCUACUCACUCUCGCACAGACUCCUCAGAACUUGUCCGAAGGCGACAUCAAGUUUCAUGCUAACAACAUCAUGAUUUGCCCUCGGCCCUGCCCGCCCGGCAUCCUAGAAAAAGUUGGCGGAAUGGGAAACAAGAUGACCUGGGAGGUAACUGGCACAGCCAACCUCGAGAACUCCAUCUGGGCGGUGUGCGUCAAGCCCGUGCCCGCCACGGCCAAGUUCCACACGGGCGACCCGGUCCCGCUUGUCGUGCUGGCCUUGCGUAAGGGCGCACGACACGCCGAGGCAGGUAAGAUCCAGAAGUGGCAGCCCGUGACGCCGGACAAGGCCUUCCGUUUCGAGACCACAGUGGGCGAGAAGAUCCUUCUGCGCAUCGAAAGCGAUGGCCCAUCUCAGCACGGUCCCGCCGGCAGGGCGCUUAACAAGCGCAAGCACACCGCUGGUCAGGAUGACUUCCGCGCGCGCCCAUCGGGUGCCAUCCAGCAGCAGCAGCAGCAGCAGCAGCAGCAUCCGCAACAGCAGCAACAACACCGGCAGUUCCACCACCAGGGGAACUUUGCCGGCAGCGCUGGCGGUGGUGGUGGUGGUGGUGGUCGCGGAGGCGCUGGGAGAGGCAACUUCCGUGGCGGUGGCGGUGCGGGCCGCGGAAACAAAGGCCAGCGCGGGGGUGCCGCCAAGGGCCGUGGUGGCCGUGGCGGGCACGGCGGCGGCGGGCAUCACUACAAAUCGCUGGACGACGUCGGUGGGCGUGACAGCCAAGGCGGGUUCGCGCAGAUGUACGAGGAUGAGCCGCACACCCGGUUCCAGAAUCAGAAUAUCCCAAAAGGGCCGUCUAACCCUGGGAACCCUGGGUUCUAUGGCGGCGGCGGCGGCGGUGGUGGCGGUGGCCAGCAGCAGCAGCAGCAGCAGCAACAACAGUUUGGUCGGCCAGGGAAUAACCAACCCGGCGGUGGUGCCGGUGGCGGUGUGUCAGAGCUGAAUAAUUACUACUAA
This is a messenger RNA of Chaetomium globosum CBS 148.51, 1881 nucleotides long. RefSeq lists its product as uncharacterized. Gene Ontology annotation, biological process: rRNA methylation; box C/D sno(s)RNA 3'-end processing. Gene Ontology annotation, cellular component: small-subunit processome; box C/D methylation guide snoRNP complex. The transcript has 2 exons. Gene Ontology annotation, molecular function: histone H2AQ104 methyltransferase activity; rRNA methyltransferase activity; RNA binding. The record is from RefSeq and is a predicted model, not a curated record. NCBI's taxonomy places the organism in Eukaryota, Fungi, Ascomycota, Sordariomycetes, Sordariales, Chaetomiaceae. The coding region runs from base 1 to 1881 and encodes 626 amino acids.